AUCUUGAUCCUGCCUUCAGGCUAGUAGUAAGGUAAGGAAAUAAUGAAACCCAGCAGGACCAAAUUCUCAGUUCUACUUCCUCCGAAGUAGAAAGGUGUCCCGGGGUAAGCCCAAAUGUUAGCUGACUAGCUUGUGGCUCACCUACCGUGAGCAGGGCGGGGCCUCUCUCGAGGACGAUCCUGGGGCUCGGUGGUUUCCCAGGUGACCGCCUCUUGGGAGGGAAGGGGCUAAGGCCCGGUUCCCACAGCUUGGUUUUCCCCACAGGUGGUCAGGUUCCCGGACCCAGGAGGGUCGGCCCGAAAUUAGGCCUCUAAGAGACAGCACGAUUCCAGUGUGGGGACUUAGGCAGAACAAGGCGGGGCCUCGAAGUCAAUGGGCGGGGCUCGGUGGGCGGGGCUCUGGUCCGGAGCAACCAUCGGUCUCCCAGGAAAUCUAGCACUCUGACCUGCGGUCAGUCGGUCUCAUAGGUCUGAAAAGGGGGCCGCGACGCAGGCAGGCCAUGCCCUGGGACUCCCCAGCACUGUGGGAGCUGGUGGAGGAGCAUGUUCCACUCCCGGAGCGGCCUGAAGUGAAGAGGAUUCUGGGGGAGGCAGCGGUGGAUCUGAGCCUGGAGUUGCGAGAGGAGGUGGCGACGUUAAAGGCACUGCUCCAAGAUUUUCGAUCCUCUCAAGCCUCGGGAUCCCACCUGGUCUCUGAGCCUCCCUCCCUUCUGGCACCACCACCCCUCCUGAGGGAUAUCAUGCGCCAAGAACUCCGACAGUUGCUCCAGUGCCUCCGCUUUAAGGCUGUCUAUGAGGGCAGGGACCAGACCCAGGCGUGGGCCCAGUAUAGUCCCAAGGUCCUUCGCUUUGCCUUAGAGGAGCCCAGGUGUGAUUCAACACAACAGGAACUAUCCCAGAUGAGAGCUGGUGAGGCCAGGACUAGAAUGAGCAACAUGGAGGGGGUGAUGUUAACUUCACAUGUCAGCAGCUGUCACAGGGACCUCAGUGUCAUCAAGGACCAACUGAAUGUGUCUGACAUUGACCAGGUUGCCAGACACCUGAGGAGCCUCCUGGAGGAGGAGUGUCACAUGUUGCAGAGAGAGGUCUCUGACCUGCAGCACUGUCUGGAAAUGGAGCAGAUGCAGUCUUGCCAGCCUUCCAAGGCCACCCUAGAGCCCACCCUGGCAGAGAUAAAGGAACAGAAGGCGGCCAUGGAACAGGAGCUACAGGUCUCUCUGGGACCUUCCUGUGUCUCUGGCAAGCACAGGCAGAAGCCCUUGAGGUCCAUUCCAGGCCUCAGACCCUUUCCUUGUCUCCACGGCUACAUGCCGACACCUCCCUCGGAGCGCUGCCCCCACCCUCAAGGUCGGACAACCACUCAACGCUGGAGACGGCAGCUUCGAUACAGCUAUUGGGAAGAGCCAACUUCCACAUCAGUGUCCAGCGCGGCAUCCCAGGCUCCCACCUGAAGGGCCGGUCACAAAACAGGCUUCUGCCUCUGCUGUACCCUGCCCAUCUGUUGUUACCUCCAGCGACCACAGCUCCUACCGGUUUCUGCUUCAUUCUCAGAUGAGCUCACAGACCCCACAAAGCUGUGUGUUAGUUUGGUCCCAGCCCCACCCCUUGCCAGGUCACUUGUAUCUAGGACUGAGUGGCAGGACACCUGUUCUACCCAU
Peromyscus californicus insignis is the source of this 1657-nucleotide messenger RNA. It is a transcript of the gene Ccdc24, whose product is annotated as coiled-coil domain containing 24. NCBI's taxonomy places the organism in Eukaryota, Metazoa, Chordata, Mammalia, Rodentia, Cricetidae. The transcript is spliced from 8 exons. The record is from RefSeq and is a predicted model, not a curated record. Bases 500 to 1450 code for a protein of 316 amino acids.